GUGUGUGUGUGUGUGUAUUUACCAUCUCUACAUUACAGGGGCCAGUUCAUGCAGUGUUUGUCACAAAGACCACAACACUGAUUUAAGGGCCUCUAUUGUCGUACUUUGUGCUCAGUCCAAACGUGUUACUGUCUGGGCUCUUUGGAAUAAACAGAUGCUUUAAACCAGCGGCAGUGUCAGUGCUGACGGAGCCCAACUGUAGUCAGGACCUGAAAAUGUUUGUCACUAUCAUGUUUGGAGACAGCAGGAUGGAAAUGUUCAAUCUCAACUGUAAGCUGAUAAACUUCAUCCAUCAUUUAAAGGAGAGGUGUGGUCUGGACUUCAAAGACUGUGUUGAUCUGAUGGACAGGAGUGGUAGAGUGAUGAACCUGGAGGGGAAGCAGCAAAGCGUGGCUCUGACCAGCAGCGUGCUGGAAGAGAGACAAUACUACGUCCUCCUGCGAGUCAGCCGAGAUGAUACUGGAAGUCGGAAAUACGUAUCUCUACUAACUAACUUCAGCCAGAGUCAUCCUGAGUUAACAGAGCUGCUGAAUAAACUGUCAAACCCCAACAAGGAGCGAAACAGAAAGAUGAGAGCAGGACGGACACAGAGGAGCAGUCCUGGCAAACGAACUAGGAGCAAUACCCGCUCUGCAGAUAACAUGAAAUAGUUUCUAUAUGAGACUUCACAUUCAGAAAACCUGAAACAAAACUGACGUAUUUACACCCACACCAGCUACUGCAAGUGCUGUAUCUAUGGAAUCUGGUAAAUUCAUCAGAAGUAGGAAGUUGGCAAAUGUCAGACAGUGCCACGUCUUAUUUUGUUUAUUCGUUGCUCCAUUGCAAACCACAAAGGUUUUGAAAGAACCUUCAGAUGUACAUAGAACUCUCAGAGGUGAUGCUUAUGUAGACGUUGUGAGAGAACUUUCCAUUCCAGCAUGUCACAUAUGUAGUUAGACAGGAUCAGGCAUAUGUGCUGAGGUCACUUUAGGGACAGUGUUAAAUGUUAGAUUCUUUCAUUGAGAUGCGGAACAGCUGUAUGUUUGUGUUUAAGGAAACAGGAACCAUUCUGAUUAUUACUAUGGUAACUGAGGUCAGAGGACAGGGCUUUCUCACUCUAUAGACACAACACAUACCCUUGAUGCCGCCACAGAGUCAGAUAACAAUGACAGACCUCUAAGGGGAAACAUAGGUCUGCAGACUAGUGAUCAUUUCUGGACAGAGUAGUUGUGCCACUGUCCUGAGGGCAGAGAGGACAGCGUCUUCAGAACUGAGGCAGCAUCAUGACAAGACAAGUGUACUGAUGAAUCCUCUAUUUUCUUUGAUCAAUAAAUCUU
Messenger RNA from Larimichthys crocea (large yellow croaker), 1316 nucleotides. RefSeq names its product chromosome 8 C22orf15 homolog (gene c8h22orf15). The coding region runs from base 216 to 650 and encodes 144 amino acids. Lineage: Eukaryota; Metazoa; Chordata; Actinopteri; Sciaenidae. The transcript has 5 exons. The record is from RefSeq and is a predicted model, not a curated record.